Molecule: messenger RNA, 1139 nt
Organism: Juglans regia (Persian walnut)
Lineage: Eukaryota; Viridiplantae; Streptophyta; Magnoliopsida; Fagales; Juglandaceae
Product: aladin
Exons: 10
Coding region: 78-1124 (348 amino acids)
Biological process (GO): nucleocytoplasmic transport
Cellular component (GO): nuclear pore
Molecular function (GO): protein binding
Source: RefSeq, a predicted model, not a curated record
UGAACACUACCGCAGUGACGAGCAAAAUUCAUAUGUAGUCUAGAGUGCACAACCGCACUAAUUGUUGCAACCUAAAUAUGCCUUCGUUUCCUCUUACCGGUUCCGUCACCAUCUGUGAAAUCAAUCGAGACCUCAUUGUCGCCGAGAAUCUGUCGGACGAUCGAAGCCAGGACACUUAUGGCAAACUUCUUGGAAUGGUAUUCAGCCCGAUUCCAUUUCACUCUGAUCAAACGGUGUCGCCGAGUCCCGAGCAGGACACAGAACAAGAACAUGGAAGUAUGCCCGCUGAUAAUGCUGAGAGAAAGGGUUUAGUGGCAGCAUUGCAGGGAAUUCUCGGUCACCCCCUGAAACGUUUCUUUCAUCCUAGUGACGUAAACAUGUUACUGGAGGUUGAUCUUCAUGGAGUAAGCUGGCACCAUCAUAAGCAUAUUAUUGCAUUCAUAUCUGGGUCGAAUCAAGUUAUGGUCCGUGACUAUGAGGAUUCAGAAGGGAAGGAUCCCUGCAUUUUAACAAAUGAGUUGCAAAGAGAUGUUAAAGUACUUGAGUGGAGGCCAAAUGCUGGGAGGAUGCUCUCUGUAGCAUGCAAGGGUGGAUUAUGCAUUUGGGCUGCUUCUUUCCCAGGCAAUGCAGCAUCUGUGAGAUCUGGUGCUGCUUCAUUCUUGGGAACUGUCUCUAGGGGCUCUGGUGUGCAAUAUAUCCUGGUGGAUUUCCUUCGAAGUCCAAAUAAUGAACAAAUUAGUGCACUCUCGUGGAGUCCAGAUGGAAGAUAUUUGGCUUCUGCUUCUUAUGAGAGCUCGUCGUUCACCAUAUGGGAUGUUGCUCAAGGUGUGGGCACACCCAUUCGACGAGGAUUAGGGGGUAUCUCAAUGAUGAAGUGGUCGCCUACUGGAGAUUACUUUUUUGCUGCAAAAUUUGAUGGAACAUUUUAUCUUUGGGAGACAAACACAUGGACAUCUGAACCUUGGUCUUCAACUAGUGGAUUUGUCAAGGGAGCGACAUGGGACCCUGAUGGACGUAUGAUACUAAUUGCUUUCUCAGAAUCAUUGACAUUGGGAUCUAUACAUUUUGCAUCAAAGCCUCCAUCAUUAGGUACGCAAGCAUUAUGGUCUAUAAUUCUUAUGUAGAGCCAUUCACUAUGU